AUGCGUGCUCUAACUGCUUCCGUGGUAUUGUACAAUUUCCUCAAGAUUUGCGAUCGCCUCAUCCCCAACGACAACAUGCCCAGUAAUUACACUAUUGAUCUGCUUCUGUGCCACAUAUGGAGGAGUCAUUAUCUCUCUGUCGCUAUUCACACAUUUACGGCCCUACUUCUGAAUUUCACAGUGGGAAACAGGGCGAUUCAAAUUGUCUUGAGAUACCAGCACUCCUAUUCGUCGUCUCGCAUUGCCGAUCUUGCCUACCUGGGAGUCCUGGCUGUCGUUAGCCUCGUCUUCAUGCUUCCCCAGGCCUAUAAAACGCAUUUGGACACUGAAGGUUGUCGUUGUCAUGACGAAUAUGUGCCCUAUAUUGAACUUGUUGCCGUUUAUACCAAAACGUUCGUUCGCUUUGGCUUAACGGCUAUCAUUAGCACCAUCAUUCUGGGCAUUUCAUGCUACAAGGUUAUAUUCUGGGUGCAAACUUCACCAGCUGAGCAACUGUCGGACACAUGGAACAGUCUGGCGUUUGCCAGCUCUACAAAGGAUCAGAGGCAGGCAUUCAGUCAACCUAAAGGUUGGAUGACAGCGUCUCUCUGUAUUGUACCAUUUUCGGUAAACUUUCUUCUUAUCAGCAUAUACGACACAGGGUACAAGUUU
Dibothriocephalus latus is the source of this 651-nucleotide messenger RNA. Lineage: Eukaryota; Metazoa; Platyhelminthes; Cestoda; Diphyllobothriidea; Diphyllobothriidae. The record is from the annotation of a GenBank genome assembly.